This is a messenger RNA of Diplodia corticola, 1398 nucleotides long. RefSeq names its product chromosome condensation protein. Gene Ontology annotation, molecular function: fluoride transmembrane transporter activity. Gene Ontology annotation, biological process: fluoride transmembrane transport. NCBI's taxonomy places the organism in Eukaryota, Fungi, Ascomycota, Dothideomycetes, Botryosphaeriales, Botryosphaeriaceae. The transcript has a single exon. The coding region runs from base 1 to 1398 and encodes 465 amino acids. The record is from RefSeq and is a predicted model, not a curated record. Gene Ontology annotation, cellular component: membrane.
AUGCCGUCCGCCAAAGAAGUGGAUCCUCCGCCCCUCCUUGCGGGGGAGGAAACCCCGGUCGAGAGCGCUGCCACGCUCCAAGGAACCGAAGGUCUCGACGAACUCUCUGCGCCCAGCCCCGUCGCCAUCCACGAGGAAGGCCCAUCGCUCGAGCAACGCCAGUCCAUUCCUCAUCCCGACAGGCCGGCCCAGGAUGAGAGACGACAUGACCUGGAGGGAGCACGCGAAGAAGAAGCUCGUCCCCCAGCCGCCGCGAAGCUGAUCAACGCGUCCAAAAUCUACAUCGCCUCGUACCUCGUCUUCUUCUCCAUCCUCGGCACGCUGGCACGCCUCGGGCUGCAGGCCAUCACCAUCUACCCGGGCGCGCCCAUCGCCCUCGGCGAGAUCUGGGCCAACGUCGGCGGCACGCUCAUCAUGGGCUUCCUGGCCGAAGACCGCUCCCUCUUCCAGCGCGACCUGGCCCCGGCCACGCAGCGCAGCCAAAAACACAACGGCGGCAAAGAGCAGCUGAAGAAAGAGCACACGGCCAUCAAGAAGACCAUCCCCGCGUACAUCGGCCUCAGCGUCGGCUUCUGCGGCUCCUUCACCACCUUCUCCUCCUUCAUGCGCGACGCCUUCCUCGCCCUCUCGGCCGACCUCAACACCGCCGCCACCUCGUCCGCCGGCCAAACCUCGCCGCCCACGCCCCGCCCCCGCAACCCCGGCUACAGCAUCGAAGCCCUCCUCGCCGUCCUCAUCCUCGAACUCGCCGCCAGCCUCGGCGCCCUCAGCCUCGGCGCCCACCUCGCCCUCCUCCUCGAGACCGCCCUCCCUGCACCGCGCCACGCCCGAGCGGAGAGGAACUCCACCACCACCACCACCAACACGCCGCCGAAAUCGAAAUCGAAAUCGAAACCAACGCCAACCCGCUCCCUCCUCGACCCCCUCGUCGCGGCCCUCGCCUGGCCCGCCUGGCUCGGCGCCGUCAUCAUGGCCGUGCGGCCCCCGCGCGACGCGUGGCGCGGCCAGGCCGUCUUCGCCCUCGUCUUCGCGCCCGCGGGGUGCCUCGCGCGGUACCACCUCUCGCUGUGGCUCAACGCGCGCGCGCCGCGCUUCCCGCUCGGCACGUUCGCGGCCAACGUCGCGGGCACGCUCGUGCUGGGCGUGUGUUUUGAUCUGCAGCGGGGUGGUGGCAGUACCAGUGUCGUUGGCUGCCAGGUGUUGCAGGGGGUUAUGGAUGGGUUUUGUGGGUGCUUGACGACGGUGAGCACGUGGGUGUUGGAGCUGAAGACGCUGCGGAGGAGGCAUGCGUAUGUGUAUGGGGCGGUUAGUUUGGCGGCGGGCGUCGGCGGGUUGGUCGUCGUCAUGGGGAGCGUGAGGUGGACGGUGGGGUUUGGGGCGGUUGGGUGCAAGACUUGA